AUGGAGCUCACCUUGACCGCGCCAAGCGGCCAGGACGAUGCCGCUGGCUCGACGAACCAUACAGGGCUGUCCAAGAGCGCCGCACCAGCCAACAUGGAUCGUUCACCCGCGAGGCACGCGUGCAGCAGUCUCAAGAUCCUUUGGCAGGAGUUCCUGGGUCCAAAGGCGCUCAUGGAGGAGCGGGCGCGCACUCCAACGCCGCCGUCGCCCCGCGGCGAAGCAGACAGGGCAGUCAUGACUUUCAUCAAGGAGUGGCGCAUCAGUGGCGCCGUCACGCCGACGGUGGCACGACUGCGCCUCCACAGCGCCAGCGUCAUGGAGCGCCCCCUCGGGGUGCCAGCCGCCGCCCCCCCGAGCGCGCUGGCCCGCAGGCCCUCCGGGUGGCUGGCGCUCGCGCCGGGGUGGGCCUGCCCCUCGGGCCCCCCCCCCACCCUGCUGCGUCUUCGUUGCGACCUCAGCUCGGAGCUCGGUCUGCCAGGGUUCGCCGUCGUGGCGGGCCUCGCCGCCGCGGUGCGCGGAGGGCCCGAGGCCCCGCCGCCCGGGGCCCCGGCGCGAGACGCCAGGGGCAACACGCCCCUGCACCAGGCGGCCUACGGCGGCCACGCGGGCGCGUGCAGGGCCCUGCUGGAGCGCGCGGGCUCCCGGCUCAGCACCGCGAGUGGGGUCGAAGACACGGCCGCGUGCCGGCUCGCGGUGGUCGCGGCGGCGGCCCUGCUCGCCCGCCACCUGGCCGCGUUCGUGGGCCCCGCGGCGCGGCCCGCCGGGGCCCUCCGCGGCCCGGUCGCCCGCGCCGCCGAGGGGGGGGGCGCCGUGGCGACGGUAGACCGGAUCAAGAUGAAGCUCCAGUCCCCCGAGGGCGAGGGCAUCGACCUGGCCGUGAGCGAGGUGGUGCUGCCCAGCGCCAGCGGCCAGCUGGGCGUCCUAGCCAACCACGCCCCAAUGAUGACCGCCCUGGACACCGGCGUGAUCCGCUAUAAGCAGGAUGGCAAGUGGAUGCCGCUGGUCGUCAUGGGCGGCUUCGCCUCGGUGGACUCGAACUCGCUCUCCAUUCUGGUGAACGACUUCGAGACGGUCGACAAGAUCGACGCCGAGGCCGCCAAGAAGGCGAUGGAGGAGGCCACCGCGAAGCUCGAGAAGGCGGAGAGCAAGAAGGACAAACUCGACGCGACUGGUGAGGUGAAGAAGGCCGCGGCGAGGCUUCAGGCCUCGAUGUUCGACAAGAAGAAGUAG
Molecule: messenger RNA, 1230 nt
Organism: Prorocentrum cordatum
Lineage: Eukaryota; Dinophyceae; Prorocentrales; Prorocentraceae
Source: the annotation of a GenBank genome assembly